CUUGAACAGGUUAAUUAUAAGCACGCAAUACUCCAUAUUUAUUACGAAGAAAUUUUACUUCUGUGAAGGAAUUGUGAUAUAGAAUCGGUCAAGAUGUACGCUGAAGUUGGGGAAGUUCUGGCUGUAAGGGAACAGAGACGAUCAGUGUCUUCUGUUACUUCAGAAGAGGAAAGUAAAAGCAUGUCCCUCGGGAGCUCUGUGUGUCACCGAUGCAAUGAAGGCUUCGGUCCGAGCGAGCAGAUCAUGAACUCCAACGGGGAGAUAUGGCACACCAAGUGUUUUGUAUGUGCCCAGUGCUUCCAGCCGUUUCCAGAUGGAAUCUUUUAUGAGUUUGAAGGAAGAAAGUACUGUGAGCAUGACUUCCAUGUGCUGUUUGCUCCCUGCUGUGGCAAAUGUGGGGAGUUUAUCAUCGGGCGGGUGAUCAAGGCUAUGAAUGGAAGCUGGCACCCCAACUGUUUUAGGUGUGAAAUCUGUAAUGGACCACUGGCUGAUGCUGGCUUUGUCAAAAAUGCUGGAAGAGCUCUGUGUAGAGAAUGCAAUGCGAAGGAGAAAGCCAAAGGACUGGGGAAAUAUGUUUGUCACAAAUGUCACUCCAUCAUUGAAGAGGGUCACAUCCGUUACAAAGGGGAGGCUUACCAUCCAUACCACUUCAAUUGUUCAUCAUGCGGGGGAGAGCUGAAUGCAGAUGCAAGAGAGAAGAAUGGUGACUUGUACUGUCUACGCUGUCACGACAAAAUGGGAAUACCGAUAUGUGGAGCCUGCAGGCGUCCUAUUGAAGAGAGAGUGGUACAUGCCCUGGGAAAGGCUUGGCAUGUAGAGCAUUUUGUUUGUGCUAAGUGUGAGCGGCCGUUCUUGGGCACCAGACAUUAUGAAAAGAAAGGAUUAGCUUACUGUGAAACUCACUACCAUCAGCUGUUUGGAAACAUCUGCUUUGUAUGCAAUUGUGUGGUGUCAGGAGAUGUAUUCAGUGCCUUUAACAAGUCAUGGUGUGUGGGACAUUUUGCUUGCUCUAUUUGUGACAGAAAGAUGAGUCACAAAACUAAGUUUUUUGAGUUUGAUUUGAAGCCAGUUUGUCGAGUCUGCCAUGAGAAAUUUCCUGCUGAAUUGAAGAAAAGACUGAAGAAAUAUCACGAGGAAGUGAAUAAGAAAGCAGCUAAUUAAUGGCAAUAUAUCUUGUCAAAAAUACCUAGGUAGUUAACGCUUUAAGUUGUAAGUAUUAUCAGUAUACUUUGUAUUGUAAAUGACAACCUGUCUUGAAAUCAGAAUUUUAUCAAACAGAAAUCACAAAAAUCUUCUCCAUUGUAGAAGUAAAAGUUCUAGUUAUUUCCAAGUAGUUCAUUAUUGAAUCAAUUCAUUCAUAUUUUCUUUGAAUUUGAUCUAUAUGCUGUGAUUUUUUGAAAGUCUUCAGCAUGUUGCUGUCAUCCUGAUGUUUCACACUGGUAUGUGUAUUUGAUUGAUAAAUUAAUUGUAAGUUUGGUUUUACCACCUUUACCAACAGUGUUGGGUUCAGUACUUAAAAAAAUCACAGCCACAUUUUGAAUAAGCUGAAUAAUUUCGUUUACUACUCAAAACAUGAUUGAGCAUUUUUCGUGUCAGCUAUGUAGUUUUCAGUUUUACAUUAUCAGCCUUACUGAUAUGCUGUAUUCUUAGAAGAAAUACUUGAUAGAAAGUUUUAGUUUUUUUAUGAACUGUUCAUACCCAGUUGGUUUGUUAAACUAGCCUUUGUUGACAAGUUCAUGUGGUUUUUUCUGAUUCAGGUAGAAAUGUAAAAGAAAAAAAAAAUCUAUUUUUUGUACAAUCCUGUAUUUGUUACAUAUUUGAAUUAAGGAUGCAUGCUAUAAUCACGUUAUACCUGUAUUUAUAUCAGAGUUGUCUCCCAUACCAAAUCUUUUUUUAUUAACAGGUAUGUGUAAUUAAAAUGUCAAUUUAUCAUAACUGUAGUUGAUAAACAAAACUAAAAAGAAUUCAGAGUUUACAGAUAAUUUUUGGAAGAUAUUUCUUAACAACAUAGCAUACAUCCUUAAGUUGUUUUGAAGAAGAUAGAUUGACUUAACAUUGUUAAUGAAGAUGUUUUACUUCAAGAAAUUGUUUUUUUAUUAAUGCUUGGGAGUAACAUAAUGAUAUAUUUAAAAAGUGUGUAUAUUUGUAUUGAUUUGUAUAUCAUGUCAGUUAUUUUAUUAUUGUUUGUGCCUUUCUUUCCACAGAGUGCCAUAUGUUUUGUAAAAAGUCUAGAUAAAUUAAGAGAAAAAAAGAUUUGGUAGUCUAAACAGUUCUCACAAGAAAUUGAAUUUGACAGAGUAAUCUAAGGGAGAUAAGUCAGUACAUUCACGUAAUUGCUGAAAAAACUAUUCAGAUUAAAGAAAAUACUUUUUUUUCAUAGAUUAUAGAAAUUUAAAUUAUUUGCCUUUACUGCAGUUAAAAAUUAGGCCAAGAUAACUAAAUAGUGAGACUGAACUAGGAAUAGUUAUGCCUUGUACUUAUACAUUAGAGAUUGGCUUUUGUUAUGAUCUUGUAGUUCUCUUUAAUACUUGGGAGUAAUUGAAAAAGUAUGAAUUGUAUUUAUAUGUGAUCGAAUACUUUGGACAGUGAUGUUUAAUUGUAUUGUUCCAAUAUCUACUGAUACUGCUGUUUUAGAAAUAGACCUCUUCAUAUGUGUGAUACAGGUAUGAUUGUACAAUAGUCAAUAAAUGAGGCCUUCAUUUUAUUUGUAGCUGAUUGAUAGGGUUUGAAUAAAUUCAAAUACUCUGUAUACCUCAGAAGAAUUACACAUAUGCAUGAAAAUCAACACUUGUCAAUAUUUUUGUGUCUAUAUACUUCAGAAUUAUUUAAAUGUUUCUGUAAUUAAUUCAAUAUCACCAUAGAUUAGAAUGUUUUGAAGAAUUUUCAUCUCUUUGUUAGAAUUUGUGUAACUUUGUUGACUCGUGUCAUUCAAUAUUCGAUGCUUGAGAUAUCUGCGUUACUCAUUAAUUUUAAGGAGUAACUAUCAGUUUACUCAUAGAUUUAUUAAAUCUUGGAGCUAUUUAUGUAAUUGUUCCUGCAACACUAGAAUUCCGAUUAACUCGCUAGUCACUCAUUAUACAAGCUUGAGUAACUCCAUGAUGAUUCAUUGUUAUAAAUCUCAGUAACUCAAGAUUUUUACUGUUUAAAGGCCAAGUAACUGAAUGCUGAUUCACUGUUAAACUCUGAUUGACUUAAUGUUUGAGUAACUCAAUACCAAUUUAUUGUUAGAAAUCUCAAUGAUGGUUCGAGUCACUUGUUAAUGACUCUUGUCAGUUACAAAUAUGGUAUUGACUCAUUGACUCAAGUUAUUACUGUUGACUCACUACUUGUAUUUUUGCUGUAGUGUAACAAUAGCACAAUGAUGUAAACUACCAUGCUGUGUCACUAGUACAAUGGUGCUUUAUUGUACAAUUCUUACUAUUAUACCUUGAUUUCCUAUUAAACAACCAACAAGGCUGUGUACCCAGAAACAAGUUUGUAGGAUAUUCUAAUUUGUCAGUAGUCUUCAAUUAUAAGUCAUUUUUUGUUCUUUUUUUCAGGCAUAAUACAAAGACUGACAAAAUUUUCUGACAUUAAUUUUGUGAUUUUUCUGUCCAAUGUUUAAUAGGAAACUACAGCUUAAAGUGACAUAUUUCUACUUCUUUUUUAAAAUUUUUAGGAAAUGCGUUUUGGUUUUGCAGACAUGUCUGUCACUAAAUCUGGUAACAUUUUUUUUUCAUUAGCAAUGAUAUGACUGCAGAUUAUUACAAAACUUUCAACAUCUUAAAUUAUAUAGGUGCACUUAGUGUAAACAUUUUAGUAUUUUUACUCAAAAGUGUUAGAAAUAUCACUCUUAUUUAGAUAUGCUUGAUUUAAAGGAAAAUAUAGAACAUCAUAACAUUAAGUGUACUACAUAAUUCACAUUUACUUAUAUUUAUAGAUAUAUAUAUGUAAUCCUGGUAAGAUACUACUGCAAGAUACUUCUUGCCUAGAGAGAACUUCUCUUUAGCUCGAUCGGUUGAGCGUCCGACUAGUAAGCCAGAGAUCCCGGAUUCGAAUGCUAGCGAAGGCAUUGACAUAUAUAAUAACCUCUGUUACAUAUAUAUAUUAUCGUUUUAGUAUGUGUAUAUUUUUGCAGACAGUGUAAAUGUGCAUCUAAUCUUUCUUAUUUAAGUUUGAUGUAAAUGUAAUUAUAGUUCAGUGAUGUAUUUAUUUAAUAUAAUCUGUAUAUUUUCCCUUUUGGAAGGAUGAUAAAGGCUGUAAAAUAAAUCUAAGGAUGCCCACACAUAAUAAUCAUGGAUAGGACUAUGAAUUUAGGAAUCUGUUGAGCUGCGAUACAGAGUUUUUGAAGUGUGGCAAUGUUUGGUACCCUUUAAUUUAUAACAAGGUACAUAAUAUGUUUAUACUGGUAGACUUCUAUGUUACUUUUUAUAUACUUUGGAUUAUUUACAGAUAUCCUGUGUACUCCUCACUCUAUAUAAAUACUAUUAUUCAUCAAAGUCUUAUGGAAAUUACGAAUUUUUUUAAUAAUGGGGCUAGUGCCCCUCCCAAUCUUCGUUUUUUACUUUUAUUUCAAUUACUUGUAUUUUGUACAAUCUUGGCCGUUUCACAAGAAACAUCAUUAGCUUUGGGGUUUUUUUUCAAAUCAACAUCAAUCAGAUUUCAUUAUGAACUUUUAGUAAUUAAGAAUGGGUAAGCAAUGAUUUCAUAACUUAAAAAAACUGCAAAACCUCAUUUUUUCUUCAGUCUUUGAGUAUAAUUUGUUUUUAUGUGCACCAUAUAUAUGAUGAUAUAUCAUUAUACAUGCUUUAGACUACAUGUAUGUUAGUUAAUGUUAUAACCCUGUGAUGGAAAUCAUGCUGGUGUCUUGUUGGAUAUGGCAAUAUAACAAUGCAGGGAGAUCAAACUUAGUAUUCAUAAUGACUCCGUAACAAAAAGGUCAUACAUAUAUUCCUGUCAAAAUAGGGCAGCAAUUUUGACUUCACCAGUGUAGUAGGGCCAUGGAGUGGUUUAGAGGAUGGAAGAUGAUUAGAAAAUAUCGAGGAUAAAGUUUCGCCCAUCAUGUGCUUAAAUCAUUUCAAAAUGAAAAAUUUCUAAAGGACCAGCUUGAGUUUUGCUGAGACGCAAAUUUAUGUACAAAUUGUAUAUGCAUGUAGUGGAAAAUUUCAAGAUGACUGGUUUUCCUUUUUGCCAAAGUUUUUUAAAUAUAUGCAUACCAAUGUGGCUAAAAUAUUACUGAUUGGAGCAUCACCUAAAACCAUAUUUUUUCUCCAAUUUGUGUGAAGUGUCACUGUAUAUGUGCUAUAAUCUUCACAAUGUGAUUGAAUCACUGCCAAUUUUGUGUUUGUUUAGUCCAUGUUGUUAAGUCCUGAUGUAAUGGUUUUCCUCAUAGAAUUGUUACAACUGUUAAUCGUACUAUUGUAAUUAUUACUUAUAGCUUGCUUAUCAUGUACAAGUAAAAUAUGGAAUGUUAAAA
Ylistrum balloti is the source of this 5455-nucleotide messenger RNA. Its product is annotated as LIM and senescent cell antigen-like-containing domain protein 1. The transcript has 13 exons. Gene Ontology annotation, biological process: cell-cell junction organization; positive regulation of substrate adhesion-dependent cell spreading; cell-cell adhesion. Bases 94 to 1161 code for a protein of 355 amino acids. The record is from RefSeq and is a predicted model, not a curated record. Lineage: Eukaryota; Metazoa; Mollusca; Bivalvia; Pectinida; Pectinidae. Gene Ontology annotation, cellular component: focal adhesion; cell-cell junction; cytoplasm.